Messenger RNA from Conger conger (European conger), 615 nucleotides. It is a transcript of the gene mettl24, whose product is annotated as methyltransferase like 24. The transcript has 6 exons. The record is from RefSeq and is a predicted model, not a curated record. NCBI's taxonomy places the organism in Eukaryota, Metazoa, Chordata, Actinopteri, Anguilliformes, Congridae. The coding region runs from base 1 to 615 and encodes 204 amino acids.
AUGCCCUGGCUCUGCUGGGGGAACCUGAGGCUAGCGACGGUCCCUGAGCGCGAGAUCCACAAAUACACGCCGAGAACGGGCUUCGCUGAACACUCCGCCGGUCCACGCUGGCGCAUUGACCUGCAGCCCUGGGCCUCUCCCAGCCACGCCCUGGAGGAUGAAGCCAUCAGAUUUCUCAACUACAUACAGACACCGCACGUGUCCUGUGGCCCCUCCCCGGGGCCCGGGUCGGGGCCGGAGCCGGCCGAGGGCCCCCCCGGGGCGGGGCCAGCCUGGAGGGUGUGUCUGGACGAGAGGUUCAGCCUGGUGCAUCGCGUCAGGAGCAAGCACUGCCGAGUCUACUCCCUGGGGCUGGGCAUGGUGGAUAAGCAGCUGGAGCUGGCCCUGGUGGGGGCUGGGUGUGAGGUGCACUGCUUCGACCCCAGCAUCAAGCAGGCCCACCUGCAGGACUCCCACAUCUGGCACCACCGCCUCUCCGUGGACUGGAGGGACCCCAACCCCGCCAUCCCGGCCCAGAACCAGCGCCGGAGCACCAAGAAGCUGGCCGCCAUCUUGAACGACUUCGGACACAGGAAGGAAGAAUCACCAGAAGGGGAGGAAAACCAUGGAGAAUAA